AUGCCUGAAAAAGUUCGAAAUCGUCCAUUGAGUGCGAGUCGUAAACGACGACAGAAUAGUAGUCGUCGUUCGAGUUUCAAUGCUGAUCCAAUCUUGUCCGAAAGAACGACAUUCAAUCCAGAAUCAAUAUUACCGGCAACUAAUAUAUUUUACUCCGGUCUCGAUCUUCGUUCGACAAAAGAAAAACUCGAAAGUUUAGAAAAUGAAAUGAAACUACUCGAAGAUGAUUCAACUUCUGAAGAGCAACUUAAUUCUCUUGUACUAAUGCAGCUCUAUACAAGUCUUGAAUAUGGCGAAAUAUCAAUCGAAAAUGCUCGUACAUAUUUAAAUUUAAGCAAAUUUUAUUUUAAUCAUAAAAAUUUAUUACCACAAGCUAAAACUCAUAUUCUCAAUGCUCGACAAAUUCUUGAACAUUUAAAUAUAAAACCUAUCGAUGAUCAUUUAAAUCAAAAUUUAUUUGCUUUUGAAGUAUAUUUUUUAUUAAUUAAAUAUUCUCUACAAGCAAAACAACAUUCAUCACAACGAGAUAUUAAAAUAAAAAAUAAACAUAUUCUAUCUAUUGAAACAACACAUAUCGAUCAUGAUCUUGAAUUAAUUGAA
Adineta steineri is the source of this 600-nucleotide messenger RNA. NCBI's taxonomy places the organism in Eukaryota, Metazoa, Rotifera, Eurotatoria, Adinetida, Adinetidae. The record is from the annotation of a GenBank genome assembly.